AUGGAAGCGUUUCUUUUCACAUGGCUCGGCGUCAUUGCUCGAAGAUUUGUAUUCUUGGACGUCGCUCGAGAUGAUCAUCAUGAAGGCGUAGACUCUCAGGAUCUCUUUACGCCGUCUGUAUCGUCGACAAAGCUUACAAGGGGCGACAAGGCGCAGAAAGACCCCUCUGAGAGACGAAAAUUGCCGGUGAUGAUACCAGCUCGCGUGAUAGGCCGGCCAGGCAAUACCGUAAUUAUGCUGAGCAGUGCAACAGGGACAAAGACCUCGAAAACCAUCCUGACCAAGGGAAAGAAACCGUUGUAUGCUGCGUCAAAAGUCAUCAAUGCAUCGUGCGGCUCAGCUUCGUCAGUCUUUGCCCGUUGCUGGGUGCACAGCACGAACAAGACCUCAGCGCUCUUCAAAACAGUGAAGAAUCAGGGGCUGAGGAGGGCGUAUUCAACGAAAGGAGGCGGCGCAGCUGAGGGUGCUGGCGGUGCGCCCAACGGUAUCCCUGGCUCAGGGCUGCCUCUGUAUCGGAGACUCGUCAAUGCGUGGACGGAGACGCCGACAAAAUGGUACCCACUGCCCCUGGCAGUAGGGGCACUCCUGCUGGUCGCUAUUCAAUACAGGAAAAAGGUCAAGCGCGCACGCCAGGAGGUCGAGCUGAACGAGGACGGGCUAGAGGUCAUCAAGCUGAAGGGCCCAUGGCACGUACACGUUAUCGGCGCUCUGCCACUGCGCAACAUGUCCCGCCUCUGGGGCUACCUCAACUCCCUCGAACUCCCGGUCUGGUUCCGCCCUUAUGGUAUCCGUCUUUAUGCCUAUUCAUUUGGAUGCAACCUCGAUGAAAUCGACGCUUCGGAUCUGCGUGAAUACCCCAGUCUUGGCGCAUUCUUCUACAGGAAAUUGAAAGACGGCGCGAGGCCUGUGGAUGAUGCUAUUUUGGUAAGCCCUGCAGACGGGACAAUGUUACAUUUCGGCACUGUUCAAGAGUCGCGCGUCGAGCAAGUGAAAGGCAUUACAUACUCUCUGGAUGCAUUGCUGGGUAUUGAGCGCCCUGGCUCACCAACGUCCACCAUUGUCCCUCACAACCGUGACAUGUCCGUCGUGGACGACCACGAGUUUGCAAUUGUCAAUGGAAUCGAAUACAGUCUGGAACAACUCAUUGGAGCCUCAACGCCCUCGACGCCUGGGACCACUACGCCUACCUCGGAGCCAGCAUCUUCGUCGUCAUCACAGACAUUGCUUGGCACGCCCACUUCUGAGUCCGAAAGUGCAGCAGAUGAUCAUGUCCCUAAGAAAUUCGGAGAUCAAAUCGACGCAUCAGUUGGCUCGGAGCGCAACAUCGAGGAGACCCUAGUGCACGAUGCCUCCGUCGCUCUCCAGAUGGGCGUGAAAUCCGAAGCUGCUGCUGCCGUUCAGCGCAGACGAAGCGUCACUUCGGGUAAACAUGUCAGGCCAGGCAAUAAGUUGUUUUUCUCUGUCAUCUAUCUGGCACCGGGAGACUAUCAUCGGUUCCACAGCCCCACUGCUUGGGUUGUGGAGAAGAGGAGACACUUUGUUGGCGACUUGUUUUCGGUAUCUCCUUGGAUGGCUAAGCGCCUCGAGAACUUGUUUGUGCUCAACGAGCGCGUCGCUCUUCUUGGAAGAUGGAAACAUGGAUUCUUCGGAAUGGUUCCUGUCGGAGCCACGAACGUUGGUAGCAUUAAGAUUAACUUUGAUCAGGACCUACGAACAAACCUCCGUGGCAAGCGUCCUCCUCCCGGUGCAUACACUGAAGCCGUCUACUCCGCUGCUUCUCCCAUCCUGCGCGGCCAGCCCCUGACACCCGCGGAAGAGAUGGGUGGAUUCUGCCUCGGCAGCACCAUUGUGCUUGUAUUCGAGGCUCCCAGCGACUUUGAGUUCACUGUGCACCCUGGUCAGAAAGUGAAGGUCGGGCAGAGGUUGGGCGAUGUCGUAAGCAAGCUCGAGACGCUCCAGCAAGCCGAGGACGCUGCCUCCAAGGUCAAAACUGAUUAG
Molecule: messenger RNA, 1998 nt
Organism: Psilocybe cubensis
Lineage: Eukaryota; Fungi; Basidiomycota; Agaricomycetes; Agaricales; Agrocybaceae
Exons: 8
Coding region: 1-1998 (665 amino acids)
Biological process (GO): phosphatidylethanolamine biosynthetic process
Cellular component (GO): mitochondrion
Molecular function (GO): phosphatidylserine decarboxylase activity
Source: RefSeq, a predicted model, not a curated record